Molecule: messenger RNA, 1552 nt
Organism: Macrobrachium nipponense
Lineage: Eukaryota; Metazoa; Arthropoda; Malacostraca; Decapoda; Palaemonidae
Product: E3 ubiquitin-protein ligase RNF139-like
Exons: 5
Coding region: 339-1355 (338 amino acids)
Biological process (GO): ubiquitin-dependent protein catabolic process
Molecular function (GO): ubiquitin protein ligase activity
Source: RefSeq, a predicted model, not a curated record
CUUCUGGAGUAAAAUUAGAAAUUAAAUCGUUCUGCCGGAGCAAAGCCGGAGACAAAACAGGUGAAACGAAGAAUGCAGUUCCUCUUGGUGACGUCUACGGUACUGGUGAACACAGUAAGAAGCGAGCAAGAAACCCGGCUUGAGAUUUUGCGCAAGGAAAAAUUAAGUGCAGUUUGCUGAAGUGUCCCGACCCCCAAUAUGGACUGGCGUUGGUGUUAGUUCAUAGACUCCGUUUCAGCUGUGCAAAGAGAAAUACUGAUCUUGAUUGAUAACCACGGGCUGAUAAGGCUGUUGUUGGCUGAACGUUAGACAAUCAUUAAAACAGUUUUUAAUUGUAAAUGCUGACUGGGUAUUGUGGGUUGGCCAUUCAACACCCAAGGGUCAGAGGAUUGCGACCGCUUCGAAGACGGGGUGCCCCUGGAAUGGAGAGCGAGGAGUGGGACUUCUUGAAAAGCGUGGUCCACAGAGCCCGCAGAAGAUAUUUGAACCUUGAGUCCCUGUACAUGGAGAUGAAGAAUGCCUCCGUUCUGGUCAAUCAGGUCGUGUUCUUCAGCCUAUGCGAACGCAUAUUCCUUCCGCCGAGCCAGCGAAUGUCAAGUUCUUUACACCUUGAUGUUUUUUUAAACGUCAUCGCCUAUUGCGUCAGUUAUGUCAAGGAACUCAUAGAACGGGAGGACUGGUCCAUGUACGUAAACAUCGCCCGCACCUCCAACGUCCGCCAUCUGGCCCUCUCCACCACCAAGAUAGUCCUGGAGUGGACAAAAGCAGUAACGUUUAUCAUCACCGUAGUCUGCAUGCUUCUGGUCUUCGGCCUCGAGAAAGGCCUGAAGAACUACAUGCCCACCACCACCUAUCUUCUCAUCACGGGCUUCUACUUCCUGAUGACGGAGAAGGUAUUCAUAGAGAUGCUCUUCGCCUGGCUGGACAACAAGAAGUUCGACUACUUCGAGGGGAUGGAGACUUUCUACUGCCCGGCUCUGCUCCUCACCCUGCAAAUCACGCUUUCCUCCCUGUUCGUCUUCCUCUGCUUCGUUUGCGGGAACUUCAGGCUGGCGGUCCUCUCCAGUUUCACAAACGUCCGCGUCAAAUACCGAGAACUGCGAGACAGGUACCUCCUCCCGCUGAGCAAGGAACUGUCGAAGCUGUCCUGUUACAGGAUGGCCACGCCUUCGGAGAUAAGAGGACAUGACGACGUGUGCGCCAUCUGUCUGACGGCGAUGAGCUGCGCGCGCAUCACGCCUUGUCAGCAUUUUUUCCACGCGGAUUGCCUAAGAAGGUGUCUUAAAGAAUCCUAUAAGUGUCCCAUAUGUCAGUAUGAUUUGCAUAAGUCACAGUCCAUCGUCAUCAGGGAAUAAUAUACCGAAACAUUAUCCCUGUGUCAUGAUAAGCCAUAGGUUAGUUCUUUUAUUUCACGUCAAAAUAUGAUUAACGUUUACAUUAAUUAGUGUUAUCACUCCAUGUACAUAAUUCAUAAAUUACUGUGCAGAAAUCUAUUCAGAUGAAUGUAACACCCUCUCGUCAUCUUGUCUAUAAUAAACAUAUAGUCCCACUU